Molecule: messenger RNA, 1907 nt
Organism: Andrographis paniculata
Lineage: Eukaryota; Viridiplantae; Streptophyta; Magnoliopsida; Lamiales; Acanthaceae
Product: VAN3-binding protein
Exons: 7
Coding region: 268-1716 (482 amino acids)
Biological process (GO): auxin-activated signaling pathway; phloem or xylem histogenesis; leaf vascular tissue pattern formation
Source: RefSeq, a predicted model, not a curated record
AAUUAAAGAUACCUAAUCCACACAAAAUACACACUAAAUACACCUCGUAAGCAUGUAGUGUGUGACUGUUCCAUAUGUUCCACGGUGGCCCCCAUUGACCACACCACCAAAUAUCCCUUCCUACAUUCCCAUUGACCAAGUGGGCCCCUACCCCCCUCUCUCCCUCUCUCUUAAAACCCCCUUCUCACUCUAUAAAUUCCUCUCAUGCAAAGAUUGUCCUAAAGCAACACACAACUGCCCCAUUAAGGCAUCCCACCACCACCAACAAUGCACAGCCAUAAUACCACCGACGGCGGCGGCGGCGGAGGCAGAAGCAGAAUGGACUUACUAUGGGCGGAGAAGGGCGGCGGCGGCCCGACCGGAGAAAUCCACCUACCGGAAAGCCCGAGAGGCCCGAUGGAGUUUCUGGCGAGGUCCUGGAGCGCCUCGGCCUUCCAAGUCUCCAAAGCCCUCUCCUCUUGCCCAAACCCUUCUUCAAUGCCACCUCCCAAGGGCGGCGGCGCCGCGACCAUACCGGAAAACCCCGCCGGAGAAGAAGACGACUCCGGGAAGCUUUCCGGGAACGCAUUCUCGUUCGCCUCUUCUGCUACCUCUCAGCUCAUUCUCGAACGGAUUAUGUCUCAAUCCGAAAUAUCACCAUUGACAUCAGGAAGGCUUUCUCACAGCAGUGGGCCUUUAAAUGGCUGUCUUACUGAAGAAACUGAGUCUCCUCCAAUCUCCCCUUCUGAGGAGUAUGAGGAUGUCAUCAAGUAUCUACGGGCCAACAAUACUCUGCAACCUCUAUUCACUGGCACGCCUCGCGUGGGAGGGGGAACAGGCGGCACCACCACGCCAGGCGGCAAGACAGUGGGACGGUGGCUCAAGGAGCGGAGGGAGAAGAAGAAAGAAGAAAGCAGAGCCCAGAAUGCGCAGCUGCACGCGGCUGUUUCAGUGGCCGGAGUGGCUGCAGCCGUCGCUGCAAUAGCAGCUGCUACGGCAGCUGCCUCCGCCAAGCAGAAGGACGAGCACAUGGCCAAGACCGACAUGGCCGUGGCGUCGGCAGCCACAUUAGUGGCUGCACAGUGCGUGGAAGCAGCAGAGGCGAUGGGGGCUGAUCGGGACCAUCUCAUGUCCGCCAUCAGCUCUGCUGUAAGUGUUCGGUCGCACGGCGACAUAUCCACUCUCACCGCAGCUGCAGCCACUGCUCUACGUGGGGUCGCUACAUUGAAGGCGAGGGCGCUGAAAGAAGUGUGGAAUGUAGCAGCGGCGAUUCCGGUGGAAAGAGGGAACAACUCGAGUAGUAACAAUUCGGGGAGUUACUGUGAGGAGCUAUUGCCGGAGGAGAAUUUUCUGGCUGCCUGUAAUCAAGAAAUGCUCGCUCGAGGAACCGAGCUUCUAAAAAGGACUCGCAAAGGCGAUCUUCACUGGAAAAUCGUAUCGGUUUACAUUCACCGUAGCGGGAAUGUGAUGCUGAAGAUGAAGAGCAAGCAUGUGGCGAAUACGAUCACCAAGAAAAAGAAAAAUGUGGUUGUGGAGGUUUGCAAGGAUAUGCCGGCAUGGCCGGGGAGACAUCUAUUCGAGGAUGGAGAGCAGAGGCGGUAUUUCGGGCUGAAGACACAAGUUCGAGGAGUCGUAGAGUUCGAGUGCAAGAAUGCGAGGGAGUAUGAGAUGUGGACACAGGGUGUGUCUAGGCUUCUCUCCAUUGUUGCAGAGAGAAAGAAAAGGCACAGCAAAUAGCCAUAACACCACCUAAUCUAUCUAUAUAUAUGUAUCUAAAGCUUAUAACUGUAAUAACUAUGUAAGAAUUAUGCCUACCAACUAGUUCUAUCAAGGAUUGCUAGUUUUGAGCUAUUAUAAAGCAUGUAGAGACAUAAUUUCAAUUAUAAUGGCUAGAAAUUUAAUUGCAAUAGAUUGGAACAUGCCUGGGA